GUGGAGAGUGUAUAAAAGGCAUCCACAGGGGGAAGAACCACAGUCCUCAGCCCAGGCCAAGCCAAGCUGUUCACACCUGCUCUCCAUCUUGCUCUCACCAUGAGCUGUCGUCUGCAGAGCUCCUCCGCCAGCUAUGGAGGUGGUUUCGGGGGUGGUUCCUGCCAGCUGGGAGGAGGCCGCAAUAUCUCUGCCUGUUCAACCCGGUUUGUCUCUGGGGGAUCAGCUGGGGGCUAUGGGGGUGGCGUGAGCUGCGGCUUUGGUGGAGGGGCUGGUAGUGGUUUUGGGGGUAGCUUUGGAGGUGGCUUUGGAGGUAGCUUUGGAGGUGGCUUUGGAGGUGGCUUUGGAGGUGGCUUUGGUGACUUUGGUGGUGGCGAUGGCGGCCUCCUCUCUGGCAAUGAGAAGAUCACCAUGCAGAACCUCAACGACCGCCUGGCCUCCUACCUGGACAAAGUGCGUGCCUUGGAGGAGGCCAACACUGACCUGGAGGUGAAGAUCCGCGACUGGCACCAGAAGCAGAGCCCAGUCAGCCCGGAGCGUGACUACAGCCACUACUACAAGAUCAUAGAGGAGCUCCGGGACAAGAUCCUGGCGGCCACCAUCGACAACAACCGGGUCAUUCUGGAGAUCGACAAUGCCAGGCUGGCUGCCGAUGACUUCAGGCUCAAGUACGAGAACGAGCUGGCCCUGCGCCAGAGUGUGGAGGCCGACAUCAACGGCCUGCGCAGGGUGCUGGACGAGCUGACCCUGUCCAGAGCCGACCUGGAGAUGCAGAUCGAGAGCCUGAAUGAGGAGCUGGCCUACCUGAAGAAGAACCACGAGGAGGAGAUGAAAGAGUUCAGCAACCAGGUGAUAGGCCAGGUCAACGUGGAGAUGGAUGCUACCCCUGGCAUCGACCUGACCCGCGUGCUGGCAGAGAUGAGAGAGCAGUACGAGGCCAUGGCGGAGAGGAACCGCCGCGAUGCCGAGGAAUGGUUCCAUAACAAGAGUGCAGAGCUGAACAAGGAGGUGUCUUCCAACACUGCUAUGAUUCAGACCAGCAAGACGGAGAUCACGGAGCUCAGGCGUACGCUCCAAGGCCUGGAGAUCGAGCUGCAGUCUCAGCUCAGCAUGAAAGCCGGGCUGGAGAGCACGGUGGCAGACACGGAGUGCCGCUAUGCCACACAGCUGGUACAGAUCCAGGCUCUGAUCAGCUGUAUCGAAGCCCAGCUGAGCGAUGUGCGGGCUGACACUGAGCGGCAGAACCUGGAGUACCAGCAGCUCAUGGACAUCAAGACGCGGCUGGAGCAGGAGAUCGCCACCUACCGCAGCCUGCUCGAGGGCCAGGACGCCAAGAUCGUUGGCUUCACCUCAAGAGGAACCACCAGCACCAGCAGCACCGCUACUACUGGCCUCAGUUCCAGCAACCGCGCUUCGGAAACCCGUAGGCCUUCGGAAACCCGUAGGCCUUAAAGCUGCCUAGCAUCCUCUUCAGCACUCAGAGGAGGAAUGAGCUGAAGGUUCCUGCAGGAGAGGGGGAGGGACUAGGGGACACUCAGUCACUCUGCCCCCAGGCGCCUGGCCCCUGCUCUCCUGGGCACGGUCACUCCUUGCUCUUCUCUCUCUGGGUCAACUUCCUUUUUUUUUUCCUGAUCCAGCUGUUCUGAUUUCUUAGCUUCUCUACUUAAAAGAAAAGAUAAUUCAAUAAAGUUUCCUGCCUUUUUGCAAACGUAA
Molecule: messenger RNA, 1710 nt
Organism: Pteropus alecto (black flying fox)
Lineage: Eukaryota; Metazoa; Chordata; Mammalia; Chiroptera; Pteropodidae
Product: keratin, type I cytoskeletal 13
Exons: 8
Coding region: 100-1449 (449 amino acids)
Cellular component (GO): keratin filament
Molecular function (GO): structural molecule activity
Source: RefSeq, a predicted model, not a curated record